Molecule: messenger RNA, 833 nt
Organism: Argiope bruennichi
Lineage: Eukaryota; Metazoa; Arthropoda; Arachnida; Araneae; Araneidae
Exons: 2
Coding region: 63-773 (236 amino acids)
Source: RefSeq, a predicted model, not a curated record
UCGCCCUAAAAAUUUAAAGUUGAUGACUUCUCAGAAAAGUUUCGACCUAGAUUUCUUCUAAAAUGCUGCAAUUAGGAUCAAUGCUCUUUUUAGGGAUCACCGUUGGAGCUUUACAAGCUACCCUGGGUUUAAAAUUUAAGGAUGAUUCAAUUCUUGAACUCGGAUCUCCAUGCCUUCCUGGAACACCAUGCAUAUCUCCUGGACAAGCAUUCCACCGAAAGAAACCCCAGCGUCCUCCAAAACUUAUUUUCAAAAAAUCUAAAUCAAAGGACCUUUGUAUCAAUAAUUUCUUUUGCACUUUCCAAGAAGAAGUAAAGUCUUCUAAAAUCUUGUCCGAUUUCUUUGAUUAUUUCAACGAUCUCCCUGCCAUGGAAUUCUGCAACGGAAAAUACCCAGAAAUCCUCGAUAUUUUAACCCAGAUUAAGACUCCGAAUGCUGAAUUUGUCGCCAACGAAGCAAUUGAAGCAGUUGCAGAAAACUACGAUAAGCUGUCUUCCGAUAUAGUGAUUCAAGUCUACUCCAACUCGCUUGCCAAAUACUUAUUUACGCAAGGAGUUCUCACUCCUCAAAAUUCGGUCCAGUUAGCCAAAAAGUAUGCCAAGAAGAUGGAAGAAGCAGCCAACGGCAAUGAUUCACCAUACGUAGCUCUUAACGAAGGAUAUGUGGGUUUCAUAGACUCUUUAGGGCUAUUUACUCCAGACAAAGCUCUUCUUCUUGCACUUGAGUAUCAAAAUGAAUGGAAGAUGGCAGCCAAACCAAAGCGUGGAAUUUAAUAGCUUGCUUUCCUUAAGAUCAUGUAAUCAUUGCUUUCAAUAAACAUUAUCAUUAAACAA